AGAAGGUCAAGGGUUCCUGGGGUGAUGAUCUCCCAGUAUGUGGAGGAAGUUCCAGCUGGGAUGUCCACCCCGGACUUCACACGCAAGCCCAUCGCUCUGACCAUCCAGGAAGGUAAACUAGCCUUCUUCAAGGCCAUGGUGAAAGGACAACCUGCCCCUACGGUCACCUGGACAAGAAACAAAGGAGAGCUCACCGACACAGAAAAGUACACAUGCAGAUACGAUGACAAGAAUAAAGAGUACUUUCUUGAGAUGCCCAAUGUUACAGCAGAACAAGCUGACACCUACAAAUGCUUUGCAACAAAUGAAUAUGGACAGGCAGUUAGCACUGCCUCUUUGAAUAUUAUUGAAGUUGGUUACAAGAAAAACAAGCAAAAAGAAGCCCAAAACGAAUCAGAGGACUUCAGAAAAAUGCUCAAGAAAAAAGUUGUGCGUGCUAAACCGCUUCCCCCGAAGAAGGAAGGAGAGAUCGACCCAAAGUUCUGGGAGGUUCUUCUGAGUUCAGCCAAGAAAGAUUAUGAAAAAGUCUGUGCUGAGUUUGGCAUUACGGACUUUCGCUGGAUGCUGAAAACUCUGAACAUGAUGAAGAAAGAGAGAGAGCAGGAGCAGGCUAAGCUAGUCAAAGAGCUGGACAACGUGAAGCAGAUAGAGGUCAAACCUAAUGGCAGAGCCGAGUUUGAGCUGGACAUGGAACUGAAGGAUCCCAACAGUAAAGUCUACCUGUUUAAGGAUGGUGUCAUGCUUGAUUAUAAUAAUGAUGACAAAUCAAAGCAUAAACUGGAGCAGGUUGGGAAGAAGUACUUGUUCAGCAUCAAAGACCUGACUCCGGAGGACGCGGGCCUGUACCAGGUGGACGUGGAGAACACCAACAUGUUCUCCACAGACUUCAAGAUCGUAGCAGCAGAGUUCGCUGGGAAGAUCCAAGACGUGACAGCCAAGGAAGGAGAGGAUGCCGUCUAUGAGUGCACCCUGUCUCAGCCCUGCCCUCAGAUCGUCUGGUUUGGGAACAGCGUCACCCUCGAGAAGGGGGACAAGUAUGACAUCACGGUUUCGGAGGACCAGCUCGUUCACACCUUGAAGGUGCGGAACUGUAAGCCGGAGGACAAGGGUGUUUACAUGGCCCUGGCUGGGAUCACUUCCUGCAGCGCGUCCCUCACAGUUCAAGAUCCUGGUGUCCAGUUCAUCAGUGGUCUGUCCGACACUGCUGCCACGCUGGGAGACACAGCAGAGCUGUCCUGCAAGCUGAGCAGUGAGGACUGUCAGGGGGUCUGGUACAAAGAUGGGAAGCCUCUCACUUCUGGGGACGGCGUGACUAUAAUCAAGGACGGAGCCUGUCACAGGCUGGUCAUCCAGAAGUGCAGUCUGGACGAUGGAGCCGUGUAUCGCUUUGAGGCCGACGGACGGAAAUCUGAGGCCAGUCUCACCGUCCAGAACCCACCCGUCUUUGACCUGGACGCCCUGAGUAAAUUCUCGGAGCCGGUCAUCAUCAGAGCGGGUGAGACCGCAGAGUGGAAGCUGACCUUCUCUGGAGGAGAGCCCAUGAAGAUCCAGUGGCUGAAGGAUGAUGAGGAGCUGAUGAACGGCCUCAACGUGAAGCUGGACUCGUCGCCCACCCACACCGGGCUACGCCUCACCAAGUGUCAGAGGAAGGACAGCGGGGUGGUCAAACUCAAAAUUAAAAACGAGUUUGGAUCGAUGGAGGCCACCUCCAAACUUAUCGUCCUGGACAAACCCACACCACCACAAGGGCCUGUGGACAUUCUGGAAAGCGCCAUCACAUCCGUGGAGUUCAAAUGGAAGCCUCCAAAGGAUAACGGGGGCUGUCCAGUGACCAACUACCUACUGGAGCGUCAGCAGGUGGGGAGGAACAAAUGGACGACUCUGGGGGCGAUCCCGGGGGACCUCCCCAGGUACAGGGACAGCGAGCUGGGCCCCGGGAGGAGGUACUGCUACCAUAUCAGAGCUCAGAAUGCGGAGGGCAUCAGCGACUUCCUGGAGACUGAGGAUAUCCAGGCUGGAGUUCUCUGUUAUCCUGGAUCCCCUUCUGCUCCCAAAGUGGUCAGCGCCUUCAAGGACUGCAUCAACCUGGCCUGGUCUCCUCCCUCCAACACUGGAGGGACAAAAAUCCUGGGGUACAACCUGGAGAAACGCAAGAAGGGCAGCAAUAUGUGGAGCCCUGUCAAUAUCGGAGAGACAAUUAAAGAAACCCACUAUUCUGUGAAGGACGUACAGGAGGGAGCUGCGUAUGAGUUUCGAGUGACAGCUAUAAACCUCUCCGGUCCUGGAGAACCCAGUCCUCCCUCUGAAACUGUGUUCGCAAGAGACCCCAAGAAACCCCCCGGUAAAAUCCUAGACCUAAAGGUAACAUCCUCCAAUUACACAACGUUUUCUCUGGCUUGGACUAAACCAAAGGAGGUGAAAGGGGUGGAGGAUGAGGCCAAGGGCUACUUUGUGGAGAUCAGACCAAUAGAGAACCCUGAAUGGAUUCGCUGCAACACCAACUAUGUCACCCACACUUCCUUCACUGUGAUUGGUCUGAAGGCCAUGGCCAUGUACUGGGUGAGGGUGAUCGCGACCAAUGACGGAGGAGAAGGGGAGCCUCACGGCUUUGAUGAUUACAUCAUUGCAAUGCCUCCCCCUGUGAGGCCUAGAUUCACAGACGACAAGAUGAAGAGCUUCAUGGUGGUUAAGGCUGGGAACACCGUACGUGUCAACAUCAACUUCGAGGCCUGUCCCUUGCCUGACAUCGUCUGGCUGAAGGAUGGUGUUCCCGUUUCCAAACGGGUGACGGUCACCAACUCAGACAGAGGAUCCCAGCUGCUGAUCCCGACGUCUGAACGCGUCGACACCGGCAUCUACACCAUCAUCGUCAAGAAUCUGGUCGGACAGGAAACCUUCAAUGUUGAGAUCAGGGUCACGGACGACCCCAAGCCUCCAGGCCCGGUGGAGCUGGAGCAGAACGUCCCUGGAACCGUGACCGUGUCCUGGACUCCCUCCCCAGACGAGAAGAGAGACGACAGACUGCACUACAUGGUGUCCAAGAGAGACUCCAUCAAGCGCACCUGGAGGACUGUGGCCGACCACCUCUUCAACAACAAGUGCACCAUCAUCAACAUCCUGCCUGGAAGGGAGUACCACUUCCGGGUGUUUGCCAAGAACGACAUGAGCCUCUCAGAGCCCACUGAGUCUCCUACCUGGAGAACCGAGAACAGGAGAGAGAAGUUCCUCCUGAGUCUCCCAGACUCAAAGGCCCUUAACUUCCAGACCCCCCCCUCAUUCCUGGUGCCCCUGAAACGACGCACGUCUCCACAGGGUUACGAGUGCUACAUGAGCUGUGCAGUGAGAGGGGACCCCACACCCCACGUCACAUGGUACAGGAACAACAUCAGCCUCAACACCAACACCAACUACUACAUCUCCAACACCUGUGGGGUUUGCUCCAUGCUCAUCCUUAGGGUCGGACCCAAGGACACCGGAGAGUACACAGUUGUUGCUGAUAAUCCUCUGGGAAGGGCAGAGUGCUCCACUAAAUUUAUAGUUAAAGAGUGAAGACCAGGUCACGUGAUCAAGGGAUACAUUUACCUGUCCAUGAAAUAUGGUUCUAUGUUUAAGUAUAAUGUGUGAAUAAAACGUAAUAUAACUAUAUGUUGUUCUCACAAA
Molecule: messenger RNA, 3660 nt
Organism: Osmerus eperlanus (European smelt)
Lineage: Eukaryota; Metazoa; Chordata; Actinopteri; Osmeriformes; Osmeridae
Product: immunoglobulin-like and fibronectin type III domain-containing protein 1
Exons: 22
Coding region: 25-3549 (1174 amino acids)
Molecular function (GO): protein binding
Source: RefSeq, a predicted model, not a curated record